This is a messenger RNA of Papilio polytes (common Mormon), 766 nucleotides long. RefSeq lists its product as uncharacterized. The coding region runs from base 97 to 588 and encodes 163 amino acids. The record is from RefSeq and is a predicted model, not a curated record. The transcript is spliced from 2 exons. Lineage: Eukaryota; Metazoa; Arthropoda; Insecta; Lepidoptera; Papilionidae.
ACAAAAUGCAAUAUGUCAUCUAAAAGUCACUAGAUUUCCAAGUCAUGUUUAUAAAAUUAUUACAUAAUAACAUAUUAACAUAUUAUUUGAUAAAAUAUGUCUAUAAUAGAAAAAGUUCAAAGGGAUAAUGACUCGGCUUUAAAAAGUUCCCUGCUGUUGCUGCGGCUGGGUACUUUGGUGGUGUUGGCGUGCAUGCUGACGGUGCAUUUGCGAUCUCUGCGACUGUUCCGGUGGGAGCAGUCGGUGACGGGUGGCGUCGUCAUAGCGUAUUGCAUCGCCGAGCUCGGACUAGCCCUGUGCGCCGGCUCUACCAAUUGCCGCGGUAAUGCUAUCCAGGCAUAUAUAUGCGGAACCGGUGCUGCUUUGCUGGCGGUCAAUGCUGGAGUCAUCUAUCGGAGAUGGAAGAGUGCCAGCCAGCUAACGCACGUGGUGGCCGAACUGCUCGGAGUGCUGGGAGUGCCUCUCAAGAGACAAGUCAUUAUUAAAGUUUCUCUCAGUGCGAUCGCGGGAGCCUGUUUACUGGUAGAUCUUUUAUUCGCACCUUAUUUUUCCCGUGAUAAAGUUCUAUCAAGUAGCAAUUCCUCCUGAUAUAUAUCUACUCAGGGUCACGAAAUUGUCAUUCAGUUUCUUUCCUUUUUACGUGUAUCUAGACGUACGACGUAUAAACUCACAGAACGCAUGUUUAAAUGAAGUCCAGGUUUCGUCAUCCAUUUGUAAUAUAAAUUCUUUAAUCAUAAUUUAUAUCAUAAAAGUUAAAUAAACCUGC